AUGAAAUCAGGAGAGUCGGACGUUGUCGAAAAGGGAAUGGAGUUCCUGAAUCAUCUUAAUCGGCGUAUAAAGUCGGAUGUCGAAAUAAAGCUUCCAAUGACAAAGCUACUGGAUCAUUUGUCUUCAUCAGAAAGAAGUAUUUUGACUACAAAUUUGGUUAUGGUUUAUCUCAAAAUGGGUAUAAUGAGGAGUGACGAAGAGGAGUGUGCCAAAUUGCUGCCAAAAUUUUUUGUGGCUAUUAAAGAAAAUUUGAGUGAUGAGAAAAAUUCUGAACAAAUAUUUGUUUUUUCUGGACGGUGUUUGAUACAAGCAUCUACUAUGCAGAAGGAAAAGUGGCCAGAAAUGCCGGGUUUGGAUGAUAAAGCGUUUCGCUCAAAGCUGCUGUUUUUUUUUCAAAAUGUUCUUGCAUUCAAAGAUGGUAGCAGAGAAAAUGUGAUCCUUCAAGCUUCAAAGAUUGAAAGAGGAGAAGCAGAACCACCAGCGUGUAUGGUUCGCCAGAGCUAUCUUCUUUUGGCAAAGGAGAUGGUUAUUGACCUGAAGCUAAGUAUUGUUAAACUGAAGAUCGCUGUAUUAAAAAUCAUUUCUUGCGAUUCCUUUACGGAUCAGGAAAGAUUUCCUCUUUUACUUCUGGGCUCUGCCAACGGUCCUGAUGAAGUUGAAAGUAUAACCAGUUCUGCAAUACGAAGAUUGGACCUAGACAUAAUAUUGAGCGACAGAAAUAUGUGUGCUAAAUUAUUCUCGCUUUAUCUCGGUUCCGCACCAAAGAACCCUAAUGACGGUAGUGCAGUUAGUGGCGCAUCUUUACCGUUGAAAUUGCUUAUGUUUCCCUACUUUAACCGAUCUCGAGCAGCUCCCGUUAUGUAUCCCUUAAAUAUUAAAGUCGCUUUUGAUGGGUUGUUUGCUAGGAAUUACGAUAUUGCAAAACUUAAACAAUUGGCUGCUGAAUUCUUACUUUUAAUAAUUAAAAGUUGCCCAGAAACAGCAUUUCAAGGAAUAGGCACUGUAAUUUUUUCUUCGCUUAGGAGGCUUGUUCGCGAAAACAAGCACGAAAAUGUCGUUUCUCUUGGUUAUCAAUGUCUUGGAUUAACGGGCAAAAAGUUGCCGAAUUUGCUGAUGAAUGAUUUGCAACUUGUACAAGAAACGUUUGAUGCACUGUCCCAGGCGCCUGCUGAUUUAAGUUCAUCUAUAGGCGAUUGCUUGAUUACGUGGUUACCUGGCCUGUGCAAUUUAAAGGAUGCAGCUAGUGUUGGCGUUCUUCAAACAAUUAUUUCUGCUUAUUGUCAACAUAGUUCACUAAAAUGUCGUCUUGUUGCGCUAAAGUUUAUUGAAAGUCUUGUAAAAACACCUAAUCUUGACUUCCGAUGGACCUUGUGCUGGGCGUUUACUGAUACGAGGGAUGAAAUGAAACUUGAAGCCAGACGUUUACUCGAUCUUUCUUUAGGGGACGCACGGUACUUACCUGAGUUUAAGGACUUGGUUCGGUUUUUCUAUCGAAAGUUAGAAGCUUUAAAAGUGUUUAGUUUAUCUGAGGAUUGCGAAACAGUGGAUGAUAGUCGCAAGAAGGAAGCUGUUGGUAGUGAAUUGACGGCUGUAAUAGCUUCUUACAUUUUUGAUGUUGCCUGCAUUCUUCAUGGUAUUCCAGCAAAAUCAGAGGUUUCUGUCAGAGCUGAACGUUAUCCUUUGGUUUACAAAUUUUUUUCGUCAUUGAUUUCUGAAGAUUUUGAUGUCGUUGAUAAGUACUUGGACAUUGUUCUUCAUGCGGCUACUGUGCGUCCGACUGCCGAACUAUUAGAUCUAUCUGCUUUGUUGCUGUACAGUACGGGCAGUUCUCUGAAUUCUAAAUUCAGGCACGAGUUUGUAAAGAAACUGUCGAAUAUUUUGAUGUCAUCUUCUCACCAAAUGUUGUGUUCUAACUGCGCGCGACUUAAUGUGUUAUGUCAAAGUCUGGAGACUAGAAAGGCUACUUUAGAGUCAUGUUUUUUAAAAUUGAAAGAAGAAGAACAGCAUUGGAAACCAAGUGAUUUCUGGAUCGCUUCCUUUUUGAUUUCUGAAGGGGCUGAUCUCUCUGCCAGUACAGUGAACGCUGUUGAGGAUGUUCUUGUUAAAUGUAUCAGAAAGUUGUUUGACCGUCCCAAUAGCUUAUUGGAACCUGCAUGUUGUUCUGCGGUAGAGUUGUACAGAGGGUGCUUGGAAAAAAUGAAUUCCAAAGAGCAGGCAGAAUUGUUUAAACUACGGUUGGAAGGGCUGGAUGAUGUCCUCGAGUUGUUUGGUAAGAUAUCGCUCACACGUAAAGAACUGGUUGGUUUCAAAGUGAAAGAGGCGAUUGUGAAGUGUCUUGGAUUUAUAUCAGCCUCUGUCAUGGGGAAGAACGUUUGCGACAAAGUUUUAAGCCGUCUUUUUGCGGUGGGAGAAGGUGUUCCUUUACCAGAACUGCAAUUUACUGUUGGUUCGUCACUGUUCGAUGCUGUGAUGGGAGAGCAUUCCCCAUCACGUCGUAACUUUGUUACAGAGACGGAAGAAGAUUAUUUGAGUCAUAUUCCACAAGAAAAAUUAACGACUUGCGGGAGGAGAAUUUUGGAGAUGUUUGACACUAUUAGCUUAAAAUCAAAACACAUUAACCGGCAUCUUCGUCAGGCAGCGUUUAUAUGGUUAUUUGUUUUCUUGGAGAGGUGCUCCAAGUGUCAUUUCAACUGCAUUACUGAACAGCUUUGCAAUAUUCAAGACACAUUUGUCAAUGGUCUGGCUGAAAGCGACGAUUUUACCCAGGAAAUUGCUAGCCAGGGGAUUGGAAUAGUUUUUACUCUAGGAAGUGAAGAACAAAAGAAAGUAAUGGUUGGAGAGUUGGUCGAUUUCCUCACAUCAGGACGGAAAUCCACUGUCCCUAUAACUGGUGAAACUCAACUUUUUGCAAAAGGAGAAUUGGGAUCUGGUCCGUCUGGCGAGUCAUUGACUACGUACAAAGAGUUAUGCGCUCUAGCCACGGAUCUGAAUCAGCCAGAUUUAAUUUAUAAAUUUAUGCAGCUUGCUAACCAUAAAGCAAUUUUUAACACUAAGAAGGGUGCUGCUUACGGGUUUAGUGUAGUAAUGCAACAGGCGCAAAGUGAACUUGAACCGUAUUUACCGCAGAUAGUGCCUAAACUUUAUAGAUAUCGAUAUGAUCCUGACUUACAAGUAAUGGCUGUAAUGCGCAACCUUUGGCAAGUGGUUACAUCUUCCCAAAAAAAUGUCGUCGAAAAAUUUGGAUGUCUGAUAUAUAAUGAGCUGUUAUCGAGUUUAACUAAUUCCUUCUGGCGAGUACGAGAAUCAAGCUGUUUGGCACUCGCAGAUUUACUUACUAGCACCUUCGACAAAACGUUUCUUGAAAAUGCAGGUGUUUUGUAUGGACUACUUUUUCGCGUUAACGACGAUAUAAAAGAAUCAGUGCGUUUGUCUGCCACGAAAGCCCUGAAGUCUUUCGCCGCUUUUACGAUACGCCACAGUUUGAGCGAAAAGGGCGAUAGUGCAACUCACUUUAUUGGUGUUAUACUUCCAGUUCUGAUUGAAAAAGGCAUGGGCUCUUCUCUAAAAGAGAAUCGAGUAUUCAGUUUAAAACUUGUUAUGGAUCUCUCAAAGAAAUCAGGCGUAGCAUUGCAACCUCACCUUUCAAUCGUGAUACCCCGGCUUUUGGAGUCUUUAAGUGAAGUGGAACCUAGUUGGUUGAACUAUCUUGCUGCGAGGUCUAGUGCAGAUGAAUUAGAGCUGUUAGAUACUGCCCGAGCUUCUUGCGCUAGAAGCUCUCCAAUGGUUGAUACUCUUCAUGAUUUAAUUCCUCUAAUUAACGAAUCUGUGUUGGAAGCUCUUUGCCCGUCAUUGAUAGACUUAUUAAGAAAUUCUGUUGGCGUCAGUACCCGGUUGGGGACUAGUCAGUUCUUAAUCGACUUAUGCCUUCGACGAAAACAAGUGCUUGCUUCAGCUCGGAAUAUCUGUGAUAGAUUCACUAACACCCUUUCAACUGGCCUUCGGGAUCGAAAUCCUGCUGUAAGAAAGCAGUUUGCCGUUGCACUCUCUUAUAUAAUAAAAUACUCGUCUCAAAAGCAGAUUGAUCGAAUUUUAUCAUUUAUUGUGGAGAGGCUACAGGGCGAGGAAGAGAACGAUGAGAAAACUUCGUACAGUUUGUUACGCGCUUUUGCUGAUAACAACAGUGAAGUUUUGACUCAGUCAAAUUCUGUUAUUCUUCCCUAUAUAUUUAUGACUUGUUCCAAAGAAGUUGAAAGAGAGGAUGAAGAAGGUAAGAAGCAACUCGCCCUUUGGGAGGAAUUAUGGAACGACCUGGUUCCCGGUACUCACUCUGCUGUUCGCUUGUACAAGAAGGAAUUAUUAGAAGUGGUUUUUAAAACAAUGCGAGAAAAUCCUGUAUGGGCACGAAAAGCUCAGGCGGCUGCAAUGCUUUCUCGUAUUAUAGAAUCACAGUGCACCGAUUAUUCUCCCGCAGAAGCAGACGAAAGUUUUACAAUGCUCACUUCACUGUUGAAAGGAAAAACAUGGACAGGAAAAGAAAAAAUCCUAGCUGCUAUGACAUCUCUUUUAAAAGUAGCCGGACCAGCUCUCUCCUCACAAUGGAGCUCAUAUGAAACAUUUUGUGAAAAGUAUGACAUAAUAUGGAAAGAAACAUCAAAAAAAAAGUAUUCACAUAGUGCAGAGGCAAUUAUGUGUGCAGCAAUAUUUUGCGAAAACAUCAAGCUUCCAGAAAAAAGUUUACAACUGGUGUCAUUGGUAAAAAGGAGGGGUUUAUUAGAGAAGCUUUCCAGUUCUGAUUCUUCUGGUGAAGAUGGUGAUGAUAAGAGUGCUAAAGAAGCUCUUCGCCAGAAAUCAUUGGUUCGCGUGUUUUCGGCUCUACCUCACUGUCUACUGGCCUUCGACAACGCUGAACAAAUGUAUGAAUGUCUGACUGUCAUUUUGGAAGUACUAGAAGCGAAAAAUCUCUUCUGGAAAUUGAAAAUUGGCUUGGUUGAGGAACUUUUGGUAGUCAUCGAGAGGUGGCCAAAUUCUUUGAAAAGUGACUUGUCUCGGCUACUCUGUUGCAUGAUAACGACAACGAAGGACACAUGGGAUUCUCAGAAUAGUUUUGCAAGGAAAUGCCUAGAAGUGAUUGAAAUGAUGUUGAAUAAAUCCGUUGCAGGAGACAUUUUGCUUGCAGAGGACUCUGCAAUGAAAGCGCUAUCAGCUUUUCAGAAAUCUGAAGCUGUAAAGUCGAGUUGGACUACAACCAAAGCAGUUGAAAAGUUCUUAGAGCGUUUUAACGAAGGGAAAGAAAAAAAGUCUGUUGUCAAGGAGAUUUUACUUCAAUAG
Messenger RNA from Enterobius vermicularis (human pinworm), 5328 nucleotides. The record is from the annotation of a GenBank genome assembly. NCBI's taxonomy places the organism in Eukaryota, Metazoa, Nematoda, Chromadorea, Rhabditida, Oxyuridae.